Messenger RNA from Fusarium pseudograminearum CS3096, 1245 nucleotides. RefSeq lists its product as uncharacterized. Bases 1 to 1245 code for a protein of 414 amino acids. The record is from RefSeq and is a predicted model, not a curated record. The transcript has a single exon. Lineage: Eukaryota; Fungi; Ascomycota; Sordariomycetes; Hypocreales; Nectriaceae.
AUGCGUUGCUCAACGUUGUACUCUCUUCUCAUCUUUCUAGGCAUCGUCAUAUGCCUAGCCCAAUCCACCCCAUGCAUCAAGAACACUGCCUCUCCAAACGAGUACAAGAAGAAGAAGAAGGGAGGAAAGAAAGACAAGCGAUGCCUCAGGCAAGAAGCUUGGCAUCAUGAAGUCCACUACCAUCACGGUGGACAUUACAUCAUCAACGGAACCAUCAGCGAACCCGAUGGCGAAAGCUUCAAGCCCGAAGGAUUGCACGGCGACGGCAAGAAGUACAAGUACUACAAGCUUGUAAAGGACCCGAAAAAGAUUGACAAGUACUACAAGGACAAGGAAAAACUCAAGAAGGAAUCUCCCGACCGCGAAAUCACUCACAUCCACAACGACUACCUCCUUCCAUCGAAGAAGAUCGAUGGCCGUCCCAAAGCAGACACUCCAUCGAAGAAGAUUGAUCGACCUGAAGCAGAAAUUCCCUUUGAGAAGUUCAACCCACCAGGAAAACACAAUCCAUACGCGACCUUCGAUCGGCCAGAAGCAAACAUCCCAUACGGGAAGAUGGAUAGGCUACCAGAAGGAGAAAAUCCAUACGCGAGUUGGAAAGCCCGACAGAAUAAGAGAGCGGUUGACACUAAAAAGAAACGCGGUGUCAGGGAAUCAAAGGCCUUCAUAGGCAAUGACUACGGCCAAGAAUGGCCAUACCCCUGGAACACCGACGAGGCCAAUGCCAUAAAGCAAGUUAACAUCACCAUCGAGCAGAAUGGCGUAGACCCCAUCGCCAUCAAUGUCGUCAUCCGGAACAACAGCAAGAUGAACGUCACUGUCGUGACCCGCAACUCCCCCGUCGACAAAGACGCCUUCAAGCUAGGCCAUUUCAGAGUGUACCCGGACGACACGAGAAUCAACUUUGCGCCCGAGAGGGAGGGAUAUACCUGGUACGAGAGACCUAGGGGCAAAAUGAGCCGUCCUUCGGAUCCGAGAAGGAUGUAUCUUCAAUCAGACUUUGCGCAUCUUCGUCCCAACGAAACGGUCAAACAGACCAUCAUUGUCCCGAGCGGUACCAAGGAGCAGAACGAGCAGUGGAUUAAUAUGAUUAGGCUUGCUAAGAACGUCACAAUGAGGGUGGAAGGACGGUGGUAUGGUAUUGGUGUUCGGGGGAACGGGCCGCCGCGAUGGUCAAGGGAAGGUGACUUUGGGUUUGUGUCCAACACCAUAGACUUGCAAAUUCCACAGCCGGAAAGGGAGUAG